AUGACAGACAAAUCAACAAAUGUCACUAUUCGCGACUCGCAGAGGGAAAAGGAAGAAAGAUUCCGUUCUGUCGAGCGUUUCCGGUAUUCUUCCGCCGAGCAAAGUCCAAAUCGCGCCUUCUGCGGACGGUGCAAACGCAUCAACUUUGAUGCCAUCUUCCAAUGGCUGAAGGCUCAGCCGAGCUCACAAGAGACUGCAGUUGCCGACAUUGGCAGGCUCGAUCGAAUGAUGCUCGGUUCGACAUGUCCUUGCUGUGUCUUUUGGGCACAGAUUGUCUUCCUCAACAAACCACAAUGUCCGUUUGAUGAGGUUGCCGAAGGCUAUCUUCUGGCACAAUCCUGCAGGAAGAAGGGUUCUUCUCGUAAUGCCCCGAUCCGGGAAUCUCGUGGUUCCUAUCAUAAGUGUCUAAAGCUGCAUUGGUCUGGCCCAAGUGUGCAAGCCUUUGAAACAUGGAGACCAGGGCCCUUGUCAGAACACCUCAUCUUCCCAGCUGGCCAGGGCCCAAAUGGCGCCUGGGCUUUUGCAGACGGCACUACAUAUGCACGGCAUAUUGAACCAAGCAUCAUCGAAUACGAUCAUAUCAUCCGCAGUCUACAGCAGUGUCGGUCAAGCCAUCCAAGCUGCAAGAAAAUGGACCCUGCCUUAAUUAUCAAGACAAGACUCAUCGACUGCCGAACUAACCCACCAACCCUUGUCGACGGCUCGACGGAUAUGAGCUACUUCGCAUUGAGUUAUUGCUGGGGCGCUGUGCAACCUGGAGCGAUAAGAAGAGCAGAUGAAACAGCUUAUCCUCUGGAAGUACAUUCCCUCCCCCUGACAAUACGAGAUGCGAUCUUCGCCACCAUCAACCUCGGCGGCACUUAUCUAUGGGUCGACGCAAUUUGUAUUGAUCAAGACGAUGCAAUCUCAAAAGAAAGCCUCAUCAACAAGAUGGACUAUGUGUACAACAAUGCAGACCUCGUACUCGUUGCAUUGGGAGAUGACUCGGAUACUGGACUCCCAGGAGUUUCAACUCCCAGAAUCCCUCAACCUGCUCUAAGGACUGGCGACACAACUCUAGUCACGAACAUUUCUGAUCUUCGCGAGCAAUUACAAGCCUCUAGGUGGAGCAGUCGAGGCUGGACAUAUCAAGAGGCGUUACUGGCUCGCAGAUGCCUUUUCUUUACUUCGGAGCAAUGGCAUUUUGUGUGUCAAACUUCGUCCGCUUAUGAGACUUUGGUUGAAGGCCUACCAAAAUUCAAUGACUGUCGACUAGAUAUCCAUGCAUUGCGGUCUACGCUGUUUCGGCUGAGAGGAACGAAUGCUCACGAUCUUGAAAUUACCGAGGACGUUCGUGAAUAUACCAUCAGGGACCUGUCUCUCGACAGUGACUUUCUCAACGCAUUUCGCGGUGUCCUGCGCAGGAGCAGUCUACAUUCUCUCUGCGGAGUCAUCGCAUUGGAGGCGAAGAAACGUCGACAUGGACAGACAGAUCUCGAAAGUGGAUAUGCGCUGGGGCUCUUUUGGGCUGGCCAGGACCGCGCUUUUGCAAGGACACCAGGUCCUCCGCGAACUACCCGUCGCCCCGGAUUUCCCACGUGGUCGUGGCUCUCCUCACGCGGCGUUGUUGAUAUGACUUGGAGCAAUCCUCAGGACUACAUAGCGGAUUUCUCAGGGAUCAACGUCCACGCAUCAUUCAGCGUGGUUGAUAGUAAUGGCAGCACGAUUACCUUGACUAGCAUGUGGCAGAAUGGUGUCGCACAGAGCUCUGCAAGCAAGUUUUUGGAACUUCAACCCGGACAACACCUUCAAAUCACUAGCUACCUGGUGAAAGUCCGGUUUAUGAAACCCACCCAGGCAGUCAUGCUCCACGACUACUGGUUCGUCUUGGACGGCCCCCUCGAGCUCUUCCCCGACGAUAAUUGCGACCUUAUCAGCGACCAGCCUUCAGCAUUCUUCUCGGCAACUCUGAAAAUUGCGACUGGAGACCUUCGAAAGAUUGAGGAUCAAGAGAGCAUCGCUUUCGACAGGGAAGCAUUCUCCGACCCAACCCUCAAUGAGCGCAUUCUCAAGGAGGAAUUUGAGUUGUUGCUACUGGUUUCCCAUGGGUUCGAACAGCGGCAACUGAACUAUUGGAUAAUCUUGGACAAGGAGAGCGACAAGAGGAAGAGAAUUGGUAUUGCUCGGUGCGAAGGCUACAGAUACGCAGUCACCAACCCCGGCCAGCGGCGUGACCCUUGCGAGCUCUCCCAGGAUGAAUACCUGACCGCCCUGCCAGAAGAGUCCACCUUCCUUUCAAAGAAGACAACCAUGACCAUGGUGUGA
Messenger RNA from Cladophialophora psammophila CBS 110553, 2304 nucleotides. RefSeq lists its product as uncharacterized. NCBI's taxonomy places the organism in Eukaryota, Fungi, Ascomycota, Eurotiomycetes, Chaetothyriales, Herpotrichiellaceae. The transcript has a single exon. The record is from RefSeq and is a predicted model, not a curated record. The coding region runs from base 1 to 2304 and encodes 767 amino acids.